Molecule: messenger RNA, 3007 nt
Organism: Pogona vitticeps (central bearded dragon)
Lineage: Eukaryota; Metazoa; Chordata; Lepidosauria; Squamata; Agamidae
Gene: CAP1
Product: cyclase associated actin cytoskeleton regulatory protein 1
Biological process (GO): cell morphogenesis; cytoskeleton organization; actin filament organization
Cellular component (GO): cytoplasm
Molecular function (GO): adenylate cyclase binding; actin binding
Source: RefSeq, a predicted model, not a curated record
UCGAGCGUAUUUCCGGUGUCGGGCCGGAAGUGGAGCGGUGAGGGUUGCUGGGCGUCUCCAGGCGGAAGUGGAGCAGCCGGGAGGAGGCGAGGCGGUCUGAGCAGGUGCUGAGACAUGACAGAGCUGCAAAAUCUAGUCGAACGGUUGGAGAAAGCUGUGGGACGCUUGGAGAUGAUGUCCCACGGACCUGGCGUGGCCGGUAGCUGUGGAGAUAGCCUUACAAAAGGAGUCGCUCAGUACGUGCAAGCUUUUGACGCACUUUUGGAGGGACCAGUAGCUGAAUACCUGAAGAUCAGCAAAGAGAUUGGUGGAGAUGUUCAAAAACAUUCUGAAAUGGUCCACGCGGGGUUAAUGACAGAGCGAGCUCUUCUGGUGACGGCAUCUCAGUGUCAACAACCUUCAGCGAACAACUUCUCAUCCCUGCUGAAGCCGAUAUCUGAUCAGAUCCAAGUGGUCCAGAAAUUCCGGGAGAAGAACCGCGGCAGCAAACUCUUCAACCACCUCUCGGCCGUCUCCGAGAGCAUCCCCGCGCUCGGCUGGGUAGCGAUGGCCCCCAAGCCAGGUCCUUAUGUGAAGGAAAUGACAGACGCUGCCAUGUUUUACAGCAACCGGGUCCUUAAGGAGUACAAAGAUGUAGAUAAGAAGCAUGUGGACUGGGUGAAAGCUUAUCUGAGCAUCUGGACAGAGCUGCAGGCGUACAUUAAGGAGUAUCACACUACCGGCCUCACCUGGAGCAAAACGGGACCAAUACCAACGGAUAAGGAAAAUGGGUCUCGGGCUCCUCACGGUGUCCCUCCACCACCGCCACCUGGCCCCCCACCCCCUCCAGCUCCUGCCCCCGUAAAUUCCGGCUCUGAUGACUCGGCGUCCCGCUCGGCACUCUUUGCUCAGAUCAACCAGGGAGAAGGCAUCACUUCUGGCUUGAAGCACGUGUCAGAUGACAUGAAGACCCACAAGAACCCAACGCUGAAGAGCCAAGGCGGCCCGAUGCGAACGGGGCCAAAGCCUUUCACCGCUCCCAAGCCGGUUGGGACUGCCAACGCUUCUCAGAAGCCUGUUAAGAAGGAGCCGCCGGUGCUGGAGCUGGAAGGCAAAAAAUGGAGAGUGGAAAACCAAGAAAAUGCCUCUAAUUUGGUGAUCAGUGACACCGAACUGAAGCAAGUGGCCUAUGUGUACAAGUGUGUGAACAGUACACUCCACAUCAAAGGCAAGAUCAACUCCAUCACAUUGGAUAACUGUAGAAAACUAGGUCUCGUGUUUGAUGAUGUGGUGGGCAUUGUUGAGAUCAUAAACAGCCGGGAUGUUCAAGUUCAGGUAAUGGGUAAAGUGCCAACCAUUUCUAUCAACAAGACAGACGGUUGUCAUGUCUAUCUCAGCAAGAGCUCCUUGGGCUGCGAGGUUGUCAGUGCCAAGUCUUCAGAAAUGAACGUCCUCAUUCCCACAGACAGCGGUGACUUCAAUGAGUUCCCCAUCCCUGAACAGUUCAAGACGCUGUGGAACGGGCAGAAGUUAGUCACCACCGUGACGGAAAUUGCUGGAUAAAACCAACCGGGCAACUCAGCCCUUUCCUCUUACCCCACCGCCACUGUGGGACAAAAAAAAAAUCUGCUUUUUUUCCCCCUGCUUGGGGAUGAUUUUUAGAUUUCCUGUACCUUUUCCCACUCUCAAUCUGCUUCUGUCUUCUUCCUGAGAGACUUUGCCUACCUUCUUUCAUUGAAAAAAAAAAAUACCUCAGGCUGGGAUUUGGGGUAGGGUGGCCGGAUCAUUCACUGCUAUCCUUUGAUCAGCAAGAAGGUGAGAUAUUAUUUCCUCCCUCCCCCCCCCCCCACGCCCUCCCCCGGUCGGACAAAACCAAAUCGCCAAUCAAUGUUUGUCUGACUGGCUUGUGCUGAAUGGAGCCCCUUCUCAAGGAACGGGCUUCCAUAAUUGUUUUCAGUUCCCUCCCGCCUUCGUUUAAGCAAGGAAGGUUCUGUCCCUCUUGGAGUAAAGCAAGUAUCAGGGUAUAAGAGUCCCCAGUGAUUGUGUGCGUGAAAUUGUAUCUGGUUUGGGGGAGUACAAGGGAAUUUGACUAAUUCUGCUAAACUAAUUAACCCAGGUGUUUUUUUUUGAGAGAGAGAGAUAUUCCAGGAAUGGCUUUGCUGGACCAAAGGCUGAAGACUGGGAUGGGUGGCAUUCCUCCUUCGCCCCCCCCAACGAUUCCCCCUUUUCCUACGUGCUCAGUGUAAAAUUCUGUGUUGUGCCAUGAUGUCGGGGGAGACUCCUCAGUUACAGGUGCCACAAAAACUACCACGGAACAGAACCUCCUUCCUGGGAGUUCUGUUGAGCGCUUAGAAAGCUGCUGCUCACCACUUUCCAUUUAAGCCCUACGUUAAAGGGAAUAUUGUGCCCCAAAGGAUCCCCUCUUCUGAGCAACUGAACAUGGUUCAGUCAUCCAGGACAGUUCUCCCCCCACCCCCACCCCACCCCCUCCGCCUUGGGGCAAUCUCUCUUUUCUAGGAAAGGAUAGGUUCUCCCUUCUAAGUCCAGUAUUUAAUUAUUUGUAAGCACAAGCUCGUUGCGGUUGAUUCUGUUAUCAAUUAAAGCUUAAUUUACACUGUAGAGUCUGGGAGAUUUUUCCUUCUCUGCCUGUUCCUUUUCCUUCCCGUUGCUUGGCUUCUUCCUUUCCGCAGAGAGUCCGGUGUGUCAGCCUGGCACUGCGUUGGUUGUGCCACGGUUAAAAGGCAUGGUACUGUACUGAAACGAGCCACUUUGGGCGCCUGAAUUGUAGUGUCUCGGAUAACAUAAGCAUAUCUUACUUCUUUCUUUGCCACAUUAAUGAGGGGUGUUUUUUUUGCCUCCCACUAAAAUGAAAUGUAACAAAAGAUAUGCAAUUCUUUUUCUUUUUUUUUAAUUUUGAAACUGUCCUGUGACUUGUACUUCCCUCUUCAGGCUUGUGGAAAUAAAACCUUUAUGUACUUAAAAUUAUACUGAAGAUAGAAUAAAGUUAAUGCCAAGUUGCUCAUUCAAA